AUGUCUUAUUGUACAAAACAAGAUAAUGGAAAACAUAAAGUGAUGUUUUUAACUAAAGAUGAUUUAAGUUCUCCAUCUACAAUUAAACCAAAAGAAGAUGAAACAUUUGAUCCAUGGGAACAACAUGGUUUAAUUUUACCAAAUGGUUCAAUUAAUUGGGAUUGUCCAUGUCUUGGUGGUAUGGCAUCUGGUCCAUGUGGUUUAGUUUUUCGUCGAGCAUUUACUUGUUUUCAUAAUAGUGAUUCGAAAGCUAAAGGUUCCGAAUGUUUUGCAGAUUUUGCUGCAUUAACUGAAUGUUUUUCUAAAUAUCCGAAAUUAUAUGGAAGUAAAGAUAAAGAUAAAUCAUCAUCAAAUACUGAACAGACACAAUCAGCUACAACAGCUUUAGCUAAUGUAUUCAACAGUCAAACAUAUAGUUUAUAUUAUACCUGUGCGUUUGAUUGUUUUCUAGAUAUAAUAAUAAUGGCAAAUGAAGGUUCAUAUAGAAUUUUAUCUAGUGGUCGUAAAGUUGAAACUAAUUCAUCAAUUAAUCGUGUAUUAAAAAGUGGUCGAUGUCUUACUAAUGAUGAACAACAACAACAGCCAGUAAAUAAAAAACAACGAACACUUUAUUCUGAAAUCGGAACAAUUUUACAUAGUAAUGAUUAUGAAAAUAAUAGUAGAAAUCAUGAUUCAUCAACGAUAUCAAGUAAAAUUCAAGUUAGUGAACGUAAACCACGAGAAAAUGAACCAUCAAAAAAACUUCUUUUACAAGCUGUUUCGGAUGCAAAUAAAAGUGUUUUAAUGAAAUUAAAUAAAACAAAUGGUGUUGUUAAAGUUAUGAAACCUGAUGGUACAACAGAAUGUUUAACAACAAAAACAUUAGCUAAACGUUUAAAAGCGAAAGAACCAACAUGGAUUGAUCCAACUAGUUUAAUUAAUAAAGCUGAACCAACAUUAGGUAAAAUGAAAAUUCGUAUUAAAAAUGAAUAUUGUUCAACAACAGAUGAUGAUAAUAAUAAAUCAAAUGAACAACAUAUAUCACCAAUGGAAUUUGAAGAUGAUGAAGAAGAUGAAUUUAUUGUUGUUGUAAAUAAUACUAAUGAAGCGGGAGAUGAUACUACGAAUAUUUGGAUGUUAAAUGAUUAUCCAUGUGAUGAUAAUGGAAAUAAUCUUAAUAUGAAUGAAUAUGAAGAUGGAAAAGGAAAUGGAACAUUUAAACGUAAAUUAAGUGAUGAUAUGAUGUCAGAUGUUAAUGAAGACGAUCAAUAUUCUCCUCCAACAACUUCACUUGCAUCAUCAAAUAAAAAACAAAAACGUUGUCGAUUUUGGCCUGAUUGUCAUAAUGGAGAUCAAUGUGAAUUUGUUCAUCCAAGUCAACGUUGCACACAUUUUCCAAAUUGUGUAUAUGGUUCGGAAUGUUUAUAUAUUCAUCCACCAUGUCGUUUUGGUAGUGCAUGUGCAAGACCUGAUUGUCCUUAUUUACAUACAUCAGUAACUCCUGCAUCAUCACCGACAUCAACAAAUAAUAAUAAUACAGCAAAUACGGGACGAGCAUCCAUAACAAAUCGAUCUGAAAGUUCGACUAUAUGUAAAUUUGGUGUACAAUGUAUGCGUCCAAAUUGUAUGUAUUCACAUCCUCGUUUGCCAUUUCCAGCUGCUCGUAAUUAUAAAUGGGUGAAUAAUAAAUGGAAUGCUUCGGAUGAUAUAUCAUUAUUACCACCACCACCAAAAAAUAUUAUUUAUGAAAAUCCAUUUAUAACCGAUAAGACAUCAAUAAAUAAAAAUACAAAUAGUAACGAAGAUGAAAUCGAAAAAUGA
Messenger RNA from Adineta steineri, 1800 nucleotides. The record is from the annotation of a GenBank genome assembly. NCBI's taxonomy places the organism in Eukaryota, Metazoa, Rotifera, Eurotatoria, Adinetida, Adinetidae.